AUGGCCGGCAGGCCUCCGCAUGGACAGACGGCUCACAGCGACAACCUAAUCGACUUUGACGACCACGACCACCAACCCACAUACUACUCGGGCGCACGGCCGCCCGUGAACGACCAUGAGCUCCUCGACCGCUACGACAUAGACAGCUCCGACAAUGCGCCGCCCGGCCGGCCAUCCGUCUCAUACGAUGAUUUUGUCGGCGGAGGCAGGCCCACCGCGGGCCUCCCGGGAGGGCCUGGUGCUCCUCCUGCACAACCGCCCUUCCUGCAAGAGGGAGGAGGCAGAGGAGGACGGGCGUAUUCGCAGACAUCCGACCUCCACAACUACCAGCGAUAUUCGGACGCGGACAUGGCAGAGGACGAUGGCCAUUCCACGCAGGGCUACUAUGCUGCGGGGGGCGCAUUCGAGGCAGGGUCGCCAGGCAUCCAGCGCGGGUCUUCCAAGAAUGCACACAACAGGAAUAGUAUCCUGAGUCUGGGAGGCGGCCUGACGGGGCGAGUGAAGAACAUGUUCGGGCGGGGCCAGGACUACUCCGAGAUGGACCUGCCACUGACUGAGAAUGCGGGACAGCAAGGCCAGCCGCAACCAAGCGCCUACCACGACGACGAGCCAGUCAAGAAGAAGAAGAGCACACCCGGCGUCUUCAAGUUUGGUUUUGGACGUGGAGCGCCAGACCCAUCAACACUCGGUCCCCGCAUGAUUCACCUCAACAACCCGCCCGCCAACUCAGCAAAUAAAUACGUCGACAACCACAUCUCGACGUCCAAAUACAACGUCAUCACCUUCCUGCCCAAGUUCUUGUACGAGCAAUUCUCCAAAUACGCCAACUUGUUUUUCUUGUUUACCGCCGUUUUGCAACAGAUACCCGGUAUUUCGCCCACGUCGCGAUUUACCACCAUUGUCCCGCUUGCCAUUGUGUUGCUGGUGUCAGCCAUCAAGGAGUAUAUUGAAGAUUACCGGCGCAAGCAGUCUGAUGCGCAGCUGAACAAUGCCAAGGCGCAGGUUCUGAAAGGCUCAGCAUUCCAAGACACCAAAUGGAUCAAUGUCGCUGUCGGAGAUAUUGUCCGCGUUCAGUCCGAAUCACCUUUCCCUGCCGAUCUGGUCCUUCUAGCAUCGUCAGAACCAGAAGGUCUCUGCUACAUUGAGACGGCUAAUCUUGACGGCGAGACCAACUUGAAGAUCAAGCAAGCCAUUCCCGAGACUGCCGACUUCGUCAGUCCCGCCGAAUUGGCACGCUUGGGCGGCAAGAUUCGAUCCGAACAGCCCAACAGUAGUCUGUACACCUACGAAGCAACGCUGACCAUCGCAGCUGGCGGUGGAGAGAAGGAACUGCCUCUACAGCCUGAUCAGCUACUGCUGCGUGGCGCCACGCUUCGAAACACCCCUUGGAUCCAUGGCGUCGUUGUCUUCACCGGUCACGAGACGAAGCUUAUGAGAAAUGCUACUGCCACUCCCAUCAAAACGACUGCAGUGGAGAGAAUGGUGAACAAGCAGAUUCUCAUGCUCGUAAUCAUUCUCAUUUGUCUGAGUAUCGUAAGCUCCAUUGGCGACGUCAUUAUCCAAUCAAGACAGCGGAACAGUUUGGACUACCUCAAGUUGGAGGCGUUCAAUGGAGCAAAACAGUUCUUCCGUGAUUUGCUAACGUACUGGGUCCUAUACUCUAACCUGGUCCCCAUCUCUCUAUUUGUCACCAUCGAAAUUGUCAAAUACUACACCGGCACCCUGAUCGACUCUGAUUUGGAUAUCUAUUACGAACCAACCGAUACCCCAGCGAACUGUCGCACAUCGUCUUUGGUCGAAGAGUUGGGUCAGAUCGAAUACAUCUUCUCCGACAAGACUGGUACUCUGACAUGCAACGUGAUGGAGUUCAAGCAGUCAUCCAUCGCUGGCAUCCAAUACGCGGACGAAAUACCAGAAGACAGGAGGGCUACAGUUGAAGACGGAAUUGAAGUUGGUAUUCACGACUUCAAGGCAUUAGAACGCAAUCGCCAGACCCAUCACUCUCGCGAAAUCAUCAAGAACUUCCUCACAUUGCUUUCAACAUGUCACACGGUCAUCCCGGAACGAGGUGGUGAGAAGGGCGCCAUCAAGUAUCAGGCUGCGUCUCCCGACGAGGGGGCGCUCGUUGAGGGGGCAGUCUUGCUGGGGUACAAGUUCAUCGCGCGCAAACCUCGCGCAGUCAUCAUCGAGGUGGACGGUCGCGAGCAGGAAUAUGAAAUUCUGGCCAUUUGCGAGUUCAAUUCCACGAGGAAGCGCAUGUCUACUAUUUUCAGAACGCCAGAGCGAAAGAUCGUCUGUUAUACCAAGGGCGCCGAUACGGUCAUUCUCGAGCGACUCGCCAAAGAUAACAAUCCUUACGUCGAGACGACACUAACGCACCUCGAAGAGUAUGCUGCAGAAGGUCUCCGUACGCUCUGUCUCGCUUACCGUGAGAUCCCUGAGAACGAAUUCCAGGAAUGGUGGCAAAUCUUCAACACUGCUCAGACGACAGUCAGCGGAAAUCGUGCUGACGAACUGGACAAGGCUGCGGAACUAAUUGAGCACGAUCUUACUCUACUUGGCGCGACGGCCAUUGAAGACAAACUCCAGGACGGUGUUCCUGACACUAUCGCGACGUUGCAAUCAGCCGGCAUCAAAGUCUGGGUCUUGACUGGCGAUCGUCAAGAGACAGCCAUCAACAUUGGUAUGAGUUGCAAGCUGAUCAGCGAAGACAUGUCGCUCCUCAUUAUCAACGAAGAGACCAAAGACGCCACUCGGGACAACAUCCGCAAGAAGUUCCAAGCCAUCACCAGCCAGUCACAGGGAGGGCAGCACGAAAUGGACGUCCUUGCUCUCGUCAUUGACGGCAAAUCACUCACAUACGCGUCUCGAAAAGCUCUAGUUGUCAAGCUCGUCAAGCGCCACCUCAAGUCCAUCCUCCUCGCCAUCGGUGACGGAGCCAACGACGUUUCCAUGAUCCAAGCCGCCCACGUCGGUGUCGGUAUCUCCGGUAUGGAAGGUCUCCAAGCCGCGCGGUCUGCUGACAUAUCCAUCGGCCAAUUCCGCUACCUGCGCAAACUCCUCCUCGUGCACGGCGCAUGGUCCUACCAGCGCGUCAGCAAAGUCAUCCUCUACUCCUUCUACAAAAACAUCGCCAUGUUCAUGACGCAAUUCUGGUACUCAUUCCAAAACGCUUUCUCCGGCCAAAUCAUCUACGAAUCUUGGACACUUACAUUCUACAACGUCUUCUUCACCGCGGCGCCUCCUUUCGUAAUCGGCAUUUUCGACCAAUUCGUCAGUGCACGUCUGCUCGAUCGAUACCCGCAGCUCUAUCGUCUGAGUCAAUCCGGCGUCUUCUUUCGCAUGCACAGUUUUUGGUCCUGGGUCGCUAACGGCUUCUAUCAUUCCCUGAUAUUGUACUUUGGUAGCCAGGCCAUCAUCCUGUACGACUGGCCGCAAUGGGAUGGCCGCAAUGCAGGCCACUGGGUCUGGGGCACCGCUUCCUACACCGCCAACCUCGCCACCGUACUCCUCAAAGCUUCCCUGAUCACAAAUAUCUGGACUAAGUACACGUUCCUCGCCAUUCCUGGUAGCUUUCUGCUGUGGUUCAUCCUGAUGCCGAUAUACGCCAUUGUCGCGCCCAAGGCUGGUAUCAGCCACGAGUACAUUGGCGUCAUCGAAAGACUUUUCCCGGACCCCAGAUUCUGGGCGAUGGUAGUCGUCUUGCCGCCACUUUGUCUGGUCAGAGACUUUGCGUGGAAGUACGCGAAGCGCAUGUACUUUCCGCAGGCGUAUCAUCAUGUGCAGGAGAUUCAGAAGUAUAAUAUCCAGGAUUAUAGACCGAGGUACGUCGAGUUUACCCAACCGAAUUUGUGUGAAUGGAUGGUUGCUAAUAAUGUGACAGGAUGGAACAAUUCCAAAAAGCUAUCCGCAAGGUCCGACAAGUACAGCGUAUGCGCAAGCAGCGCGGGUAUGCGUUUAGUCAGACGGACGAGAGUCAGGCGCGUGUGUUGCAGGCGUAUGACACGACGGUUGCGCGAGGAAGAUAUGGCGAGUUGGAGAGUAGUCGGCGGUGAGAGAUAUGAGUUGUUGAAUUAUUCAUUGGGGCGUUUUAAUGGACUUGGAGUAGAUGAGGAGUAUGUGGUAUGA
This is a messenger RNA of Parastagonospora nodorum SN15, 4128 nucleotides long. RefSeq lists its product as hypothetical. The coding region runs from base 1 to 4128 and encodes 1375 amino acids. The transcript is spliced from 2 exons. Gene Ontology annotation, molecular function: ATPase-coupled intramembrane lipid carrier activity; ATP binding; magnesium ion binding. Gene Ontology annotation, biological process: endocytic recycling; phospholipid translocation; intracellular protein transport. Gene Ontology annotation, cellular component: plasma membrane. NCBI's taxonomy places the organism in Eukaryota, Fungi, Ascomycota, Dothideomycetes, Pleosporales, Phaeosphaeriaceae. The record is from RefSeq and is a predicted model, not a curated record.